AUGUCGAUCUUCGAGUACAAUGGAAGUGCCCUAGUAGCCAUGGUAGGUAAGAACUGCUUCGCCAUUGCCAGCGAUCGAAGACUCGGUGUUCAGCUUCAAACCAUCGCCACCGAUUUCCAAAGGAUUUCCAAAAUUCACGAUAAGCUCUUCAUCGGUCUUUCUGGCCUCGCCACCGAUUCUCAGACACUGUAUCAGCGUCUUGUUUUUCGUCACAAACUGUAUCGGCUUCGUGAAGAGCGUGAUAUGAAGCCGGAGACAUUUGCUAGCUUGGUGUCGGCUAUUCUUUACGAGAAACGGAUGUACUCUAGGCAUGGAUUUGUCGUUCGUCAUGAAAAGUUUGCAGACAAUUACAGGAUGUACUCUAGGAGUCACUUUGUCAAAGGGAUUGAGCUCACAAUAUUGCUCAUUUGUUAUAUGAUUUAUGGAUCAGCAACAACUGACUCAGCAGCAUACGCAUUUCUGUCAUGGUCAAUGUGGUUUUUGGUUAGCUCUUGGUUGUUUGCUCCUUUCCUUUUCAAUCCAUCAGGAUUUUAA
Messenger RNA from Vicia faba (fava bean), 534 nucleotides. The record is from the annotation of a GenBank genome assembly. NCBI's taxonomy places the organism in Eukaryota, Viridiplantae, Streptophyta, Magnoliopsida, Fabales, Fabaceae.